This is a messenger RNA of Helianthus annuus (common sunflower), 738 nucleotides long. Its product is annotated as calcium-binding protein CML38. NCBI's taxonomy places the organism in Eukaryota, Viridiplantae, Streptophyta, Magnoliopsida, Asterales, Asteraceae. The record is from RefSeq and is a predicted model, not a curated record. Gene Ontology annotation, molecular function: calcium ion binding. Bases 94 to 519 code for a protein of 141 amino acids. The transcript has a single exon.
AAAUUAUCUUCGAUCCAAUUGGCUAUUUCACUUCUUAGAUUUUGUCUCUCUCUACAAUAUAUACGUACAUAUCUUUGUAGUUUGUACAUAUUUAUGGACAAAAAAGAACAAUACACACGUGUAUUUGGGCACAUCGACACGAAUGGAGACGGGAAAAUAUCUCCACCGGAGCUCCAAAUUUGCAUUGGAAAGAUGGGCGAAGAGUUGUCGUUGGAGGAGGCUGAGAUUGCGGCAGCAUUGUUGGGUUCGGAUGGAGACGGGUUGUUGAGCAUGGAGGAUUUGGUGAACAUUGUGGAAAGUGCAAACGAAGAGGAAAAGGUUAGCGAUUUGAAGAAGGCGUUUAACAUGUACGAAGAAAAAGAGGGGAGUGGACGCAUAACGCCGAAAAGUUUGAGAAGAAUGCUUAGCAAAUUGGGGGAGUCAAGAACCGUUGAUGAUUGCAAGAUGAUGAUCGCCAAGUUUGACGUUAAUGGCGAUGGCGUCCUAAGUUUCGAUGAAUUUAGGGAAAUGAUGGCGUGAUUGUUUUAUACUCGUGUUGAUUCGGGUGCCGUACAUUUUAUUCUUGUUCUUUGAUAUAUGGGAGAUGAUUUGUACACAAGUAAAAAUGUUAUGUAUGCCGUUAAGUCUGCUAUAGAAUAGUCAAUAGUGUAGUAUUUUCUAUAUCCUUAUGGUGUAUGUAUCAAUCCACCUUAUAACAUUCAUUUGUUUUUAUCCUUUGAUAUAACAGAAUAUUCCUCA